Medioppia subpectinata is the source of this 2587-nucleotide messenger RNA. Lineage: Eukaryota; Metazoa; Arthropoda; Arachnida; Sarcoptiformes; Oppiidae. The record is from the annotation of a GenBank genome assembly.
AUGUUCCCGAGCGGGACCUCCUAUGUGGAGGAGGGCCGCAGCGGACCGGCUCACGACCCCGUCUUCCGGAUCGGUGUUCACGUGAAUGGCAUGAAGUUUGUCGGCACGAGUCGUACCAAACAGAAGGCCCGACACGAAGCCGCCCGACAGGCCGUCAAUUACUUCGAGAGUGAAUCGUCGGCUCCGAUGUAUUGGCCGCCCGACGGACCCCAACCUUAUGGCGAAUCCGCUUUCGCCGACUCUCCCUAUGAGUCCCGCUUUCGGCAUCGUUUCGAUCACUACCAUAGAUAUCAACCCUAUUAUCGCAAUCAUUCACAACACGACACGCCAUACAGUCGUCCCGUCGAUGAUCACCAGUUGUUUAGUAGACCACCAUUUGACGACUUCCGACAGGACUUUAACGCCCCGCCGGACACUCAGGUGUCCACCUCUGGUGCGGAUACAACAACUGCACCGAAGACAACACCUGUGGACGAGCCCAACACCAGUGCCAAUAAGGGGUCCAAAAAGUAUGACUUUACUGCCGACGAUUGUUCCGAUGAUUUCGUCGAAUUCAACGAUAAUAAAGCCGAAGACGAGUCGAUGGACACGAAGACGGAGAGCGCGCCGACCGAACCACAGGUGGCGACCAAUCGAAACGAACGAAUUAUACUGCGAGUGACGGGAGGAGAUACUUCGGGCAAUCAGAACCCGGUGUCACUCAUACACGAGUUGCAGCCAAACGCCACUUGGGUUUGCACUGAACUACACGCCGGACCCAAAUCGCAUUCAUCCACAUUUGAGAUGAGAUUACUGUUACCGCUGGCCAACCAGUGCUACACCGGUUCGGGCCGUACGAAGAAGUUGGCCAAAGCCGACGCCGCGUCCAAAGCGUUACUACAAAUGUAUAACAUUUCGUUGAGCGUUAACACAGACGCCAAUUCUGGUCAGAUUAAGCACAACAACACUGUCACCAUCGCACAGGAGCCUCUCGUCCUCAAACAGGACAUCGCCGAUAGGAUUGGUCGGCAAGUGAUGACCAAAUGCGGCGAAAUAUGGGAGAAAUUAGUUGAUCUCAAGAAAUGGACAGUACUUUCGGCGAUCGUAUUGACUGACGAGACGAACGCAGAGUUCGUUGAUGUGAUUUGUAUGACGAGUGGCACAAAAUGUGUCAAAGGGGACAGCCUUUCAAUGAACGGCUCGGCGCUCAACGACUGUCACGCGGAAGUGUUGGCCAGACGUGCUUUUGUUUCGUACAUUUAUAAUCAAAUUGAAAGUCUUGUCGAUAAUAGUUACGAAGAUAAACCGGAAUUUAUAAUAGAGAAGCGUCCGGACGGCUAUGGCUUUAGGUUAAAGAAAAAUAUAAAAGUGAAUCUAUUCAUUAGUACCGCGCCGUGCGGUGACUCCCGUGUCUUCAGUCCCAAAGAGGAGACGGAAGGCGAUGCGCAUCCGAAUAGGCAAACCCGCGGACUAUUGAGAGCUAAGAUUGAAGGCGGAGAGGGGACUAUACCUGUGAAGAGAGACGCUAUCCUCACAUGGGAUGGCAUUCUUCAGGGCCACCAAAGGUUGCAAUUCAUGUCGUGUUCCGAUAAGAUUGCCGUUUGGAAUGUCGUCGGAAUACAGGGCGCUCUAUUGAGCCACAUAUUAGAGCCCAUAUAUUUGGAGUCCGUAGUGUUGGCCUCACUGUUCAAUUACGAGCACUUGAUUCGCGCCGUCCACUCGCGACUGAAUCUCAAUUAUGACUCCAACUCUUUGAAAGACAUGCCCACACACUAUGCGCUCAAUAAGUCAAAAGUGGCUAAAUGUCAGCUCAGAGAUGAUAUCACUCGACAGUUAACAAAAGCACCCAAUUAUGCGCUCAAUUGGAUGAAAGGGGACGACACGCCGGAAGUGAUAUCGACCGAAAGCGGUAGACUUCACGGGACGGACACGGGUUCGUCUCGUUUGGCCAAACGGACACUAUUUGGCCGAUUCUGCGCUCUGUUGGGCCGAAACACAUGCACUCUUCCCACGUGUUCUUUGGGAUCAAACAUUCCAGUGAUAUAUAGAGACGGCAAGACCUCCGCCCACGAGUACCAAAGGGCCAAAACCCUAUGCAUGCAGGCGUUUCAGGAGCAAAAUCUGGGUCAAUGGAUACAAGUGCCCACUGAAGUGGAUCUGUUCAGGUUAUAGAUCCAUACCAUGAGAUGUAUUAUAUGAAAGGAUUCAUUUAAAGGCUUAAUUGGUUGCAAUCCAUUAACGAGAUCACAAUUGACUCAAAUAUACUAGUGCCCACUGAAGUGGAUCUGUUCAGGUUAUAGAUCCAUACCAUGAGAUGUAUUAUAUGAAAGGAUUCAUUUAAAGGCUUAAUUGGUUGCAAUCCAUUGAUGUCUUUUGCAAUCACUUCAUAACAUUCGUAAUGUUUUGGGACUCUUGUCCACACAAUUCAACCAAUAAUCAGCAAAUCUAUGAUUGAUUCUCAUUGGAGGUAUCGAAGAGACAAUAUUAUAGAAGUGAACAUUUGUUUCAUUUUUUAGUGAAUUUGUAUAUAAAUUAUAAUCAUUUAAAACAAUGAAUAAUUUGCACCACAUUUAGUAAAUAUUGUUUGUAAUUUUUGGUGUUAAGUGAC